AUGGACUUAAGGGACAACCGUUCGUCUUUAAAUGAACUACAGGACAAAAUUCGUUGUUUGACAGAUGAAAAUGUCCAGCUCCGUGACAAAAAUGAAAGCCACUUUACCAAACUGGGCUACCUUGAGAGCAGGUUGGGCUAUCUUGCAGGCUCCAAGACUGACCUCUCUUCCAAACUGGUCUCAAGCGAAGAGGAGAAACUGAAGAUAUCCAAGGAGCUUGUCGAGGUACAUAUACAGACCAACAAAGUGAGGGAGCAGUAUGAAAAGGAAAUUUUUGACCUGAAAAUAAAGAUCCUAUCCCAGGAAGGGGUGGUGGUGGAGAUGGAGAUGGAGAGGGACAGGCUCUGCAGGGAGCUCCAGUCUGUCACUGCCCGCCUACAGGUGGCAGAGAGGACAGGAAGUGACCUCACAGAGGAAUACGUGACCCUGAAGAGGAACUACCUGGCUCUGACUGAGGCCCACGAUAGGGAGGUGGUCCAGAAUGACGAGCUGAGCGCUGAGCUGCUUGGGCUGGCCCAGGCUCGUGAUGACCUCUUCAGGCAGACAGAGGAACAGCAGCAGCGUGUUAGGGCCUCUACAGAGGGUGGUGUCUAUGGGCAGGCUGCUCAGGAGCUGGACAGGGUGCGGGCGCUGGUCAGCCGUAUGUCUCACAAUAGAAUAAUGCCAGAGGACCUGGCUAUGUUGGACCAAGAACGUAAAUCUAUGGAGAAGAGUCUGCUUGGGAACCAGGAUGUGAUCAAAGACAUGCUGGAGCAGAUGAAGAAGAGCUAUGAAGAGCAGCAGCACAGACUGGAGGAGAAAGUGGUGGCAAUGGGCAAGGAGCAACAAGAGAAGAAGAGAGCCAUCCGCGAUACCCGUCAGAAACUAGCCGAACAGAGUGCGGCCAUGUUGAGCUCUCAGAGCCAGCUGAAGGAGGUGGAGGAAGAGAACUCUAAGCUACAAAUGCAGGUGAAGGAACUGAAUGAGGAGUACCGUGCCAAACUGGGGCGCUACCUACAGGACCUAGCUGAGUAUGUGGAUGGUCUGGCGGAGGGGAGGGGGGUGAAGGGCCCCCCAGAGAGGGUGAAGAUGAGGGGCUUCGUGGACAGCAUGCUCCAAGAGGUGCGCUCCUCCUACAGGGCUAGAGAGGAGCAGCUAGCCUCUGCCGCACGCUCCUACAAGAAGAGACUGCAGAGGCUCACUAAGAACCACCAAGCCCUGCUUAUCGCAUACAGGGUGCAGAGGGAACAGGUCCUGUCCCAGCCAGAGAGUGGCUUGGACCCCGGACCCCCUGAGGCCCACUUCAGCUUGGAGUCCAGUGAGCUGAGAGGAGAGACAGAAAGGGAGCUCCAGCUCCUACGCCAGGACAAGGCCAGGCUGGAGGGCCAGCUCCGAGAGGCUCAGAAGCCUGUAAUCAUAAAUAAUUCUCUAACCUUGUACAGUUCUGGAAAAUCAGGGCAGAUAUCUGAAGAGGCCUGGACUGAUAUUAGGAAACAGCUACGGGAGAUCACCAACUCUACUCAGGAGGGCCAUGAGAGGGAGCGUGCCCAGCUCAUCACCAGGGCUACAGUUGCCGAGGAGCAGCUCUUAGAGCUGCAGGAGUAUGUUGACAAGCACCUGGGCAGGUACAAGCAGGAGAUCACACGGCUGCGUAGACUGCUGGGUCUGGAGACGGGGCUUGCCCACAGAGCUGAGGCUCCCAAACCCCGCCAAUCCAUCGCUCGAUCAGGAAUCCAAGCUAUGAAAUAUGAUCUUCCACCCCGCUAA
Messenger RNA from Salvelinus namaycush (lake trout), 1746 nucleotides. RefSeq names its product coiled-coil domain containing 78 (gene ccdc78). Gene Ontology annotation, cellular component: cytoplasm. The record is from RefSeq and is a predicted model, not a curated record. Bases 1 to 1746 code for a protein of 581 amino acids. NCBI's taxonomy places the organism in Eukaryota, Metazoa, Chordata, Actinopteri, Salmoniformes, Salmonidae. The transcript is spliced from 13 exons.